CCUGCCUGCCUCUCUCCUCAGGAUGACCAACUUCUGGAUGACAGCAAGACCCUGGGCGAGUGUGGCUUCACCAGUCAAACAGCGAGGCCCCAGGCCCCAGCCACUGUGGGGCUGGCCUUCCGGGCAGAUGAUGCAUUUGAAGCUCUGCGCAUUGAGCCCUUCUCUAGCCCUCCAGAGCUGCCCGACGUGAUGAAGCCACAGGACUCAGGAAGCAGUGCCAAUGAACAAGCCGUGCAGUGAUUGGGCCUGGGGCCCACUCCUCCCCAGUGCCCCAUCCCCCCCAAUAAAAGAUUUGGGUGUCUGCCUGGUUGCUGCCUCUUUAUGCGCACCCUCUCCUGAUUCAAGGCAUCAUCCUCACCAGGGUGGGCUCACUCCUUGCGAGACUCCUCUCCAGCCUCUCUUGCUUGCCAGGCUGGCCUGCUGGACCACAGGUUCUCUGUGCUCAUCAAUCCAUCCCCAGCCCAGCCCGUCCCUGAAAGGCCAUGGGGAGAGAACUGGGAGAAACCCAGGGCCCCAGGCUAGUUUUUUUCAGCCUGCUCCUGCCUAGGGGCAAAAGGUUUGAGGCUUCAAUAGUCCCCUUUGCCGCUUCCCCCUCCACUUCUGCACACUGGCUUCCAGGCAGGUACCUCUUUCCUGCUCAGAGACCAGAAGCAAAAGUGUAAGCCAGAACCAGUGUGUGGCUUCAGAGCGGUCUAUGUGGAACCCUGUAGUCACUAGAAGGGGCAGCUCUUCUCCCUGCCCUUCUCCACCCUCUAAUAAACAGUCUGUAGACCCAA
Messenger RNA from Myotis brandtii (Brandt's bat), 776 nucleotides. RefSeq names its product transcription elongation factor B (SIII), polypeptide 2 (18kDa, elongin B) (gene ELOB). Gene Ontology annotation, cellular component: VCB complex; elongin complex. The transcript is spliced from 2 exons. The annotation marks the transcript as partial. NCBI's taxonomy places the organism in Eukaryota, Metazoa, Chordata, Mammalia, Chiroptera, Vespertilionidae. The record is from RefSeq and is a predicted model, not a curated record. Gene Ontology annotation, biological process: transcription elongation by RNA polymerase II.